AUGGCUGAGAUUCAAGUUUCUCAGGAGCCAUUGAAAGAAAAACUAAGGCCGUCUAGAAGCUCGGUUACUGGUUCAUCAACUAAAGGUGGAAGAAAGAAAGGUUUGAAUUCCGAUUCUCCGAAACAGAUUGAUAAUACCACUAAUUCUUUACCUGGUUGUAGUACCGGUAACAAUAAUAACAGCUCGACGAGUGUGUUUAAAUCAAAUAUUUUUGCUUCAUCAAAAUCGAAAGACGGGCCGUCAGUCGAGCCUAGUAAUAGUGACGUUAUGUCGAUUCUGAAAGCUAUUCAGGAAAACCAAACUGCUCAGAACUCUCGUUUCGAUAAAUUAUCUAGUAAAGUUGAUGAACUUUACAAUAAUGACAAUUAUGACGAUUAUGAUGAAAAUGAAUUAUUAGGCUACAAUGAUGAAGAGUAUUGUGAUGAUGAUUUGGAUGUUUUACCGGCGAAAAAAGCCAAAAUAUCAUCUGAUAUGGAGUUAUCUGACUAUAUUUUUGCCCAGGCGGGGAAAAAGUUGAAAGUGAAAGAUUUAUGUGAUGUUCCAAUAAAUCAAGACAUCUUUGAUAAAUAA
Molecule: messenger RNA, 570 nt
Organism: Lottia gigantea (owl limpet)
Lineage: Eukaryota; Metazoa; Mollusca; Gastropoda; Lottiidae
Exons: 1
Coding region: 1-570 (189 amino acids)
Source: RefSeq, a predicted model, not a curated record